GGGGAGAAACCAUUUAAAUGUAUAGAGUGUGCAAAGAGGUUUAGUGAUAAUGGAAGCCUUAGAAAACAUCAACGGACUCACACAGCGGAGAAACCAUAUAGAUGUAUAGAGUGUGGAAAGAGCUUUAUUGAUAAUGGUAGCCUUAGAAAACAUCAGCGGACUCACACAGGGGAGAAACCAUAUAAAUGUAUGGAGUGUGGAAAGUGUUUCAGUGAUAAUGGAAGCCUUAGAAAACAUCAGCGGACUCACACAGGGGAGAAACCAUAUAAAUGUAUGGUGUGUGGAAAGAGCUUUAGUGUUAAUGGAAGCCUUAGAACACAUCAACCGACUCACACCGGGGAGAAACCAUUUAAAUGUAUGGAGUGUGGAAAGUGUUUCAGUGAUAAUGGAAGCCUUAGAAAACAUCAGCGGACUCACACAGGGGAGAAACCAUAUAAAUGUAUAGAGUGUGGAAAGAGCUUUAGUGAUAAUGGUAGCCUUAGAAUACAUCAACGGACUCACACAGGGGAGAAGCCAUAUAAAUGUAUGGAGUGUGGAAAGUGUUUCAGUGAUAAUGGAAGCCUUAGAAAACAUCAACGGACUCACACAGGGGAGAAACCAUUUCAAUGUAUGGAGUGUGGAAAGUGUUUCACUGACCCCAAGCACCUAGCCUUACAUCAACAGAAUAGGACGGGGGAGAAACCAUAUAAAUGUAUGGAGUGUGGAAAGAGCUUCAGUCAGAGUGGACACCUCAAUAUACAUCAACGGAUUCACACAGAGGAGAAACCGUAUAAAUGUAUGGAGUGUGGCAAAAGCUUUAGUGAAAAUGCAAAACUUAGAAGACAUCAACGGACUCACACAGGGGAGAAACCAUUUACAUGUAUGGAGUGUGGAAAGUGCUUCAGUCAGAGUGGACACCUCAAUAUACAUCAACAGACUCACACAGGGGAGAAACCAUUUAAAUGUAUGGAGUGUGGAAAGAGCUUCUGUUUAAAUGCAAACCUUAGAACACAUCAACGGAUUCACACAGGGGAGAAACCAUAUAAAUGUAUGGAGUGUGGAAAGAGCUUUAGUGAUAAUGGACAACUUAGAAAACAUCAACGGACUCACACAGGGGAGAAACCAUUUAAAUGUAUGGAAUGUGGAAAGAGUUUCAGUCGGAGUGGACACCUCAAUAUACAUCAACAGACACACACAGGAGAGAAACCAUUUAAAUGUAUGCAGUGUGGAAAGAGCUUUAGUGAUAAUGGAAAACUUAGAACACAUCAAUGGACUCACACCGGGGAGAAACCAUUUAAAUGUAUGAAGUGUGGAAAGUGCUUCAGUGAGAAUGGAAGCCUUAGAACACAUCAACUGACUCACACCGGGGAGAAACCAUUUAAAUGUAUGGAGUGUGGAAAGUGCUUCAGUGAGAAUGGAAGCCUUAGAAGACAUCAACGGACUCACACCGGGGAGAAACCAUUUAAAUGUAUGGAAUGUGGAAAGAGU
Messenger RNA from Podarcis muralis (Common wall lizard), 1467 nucleotides. The record is from RefSeq and is a predicted model, not a curated record. Lineage: Eukaryota; Metazoa; Chordata; Lepidosauria; Squamata; Lacertidae.